UAAAUAAAAGCCUGUGUAUUUAGCAAUAAAAAUAAAUAAAUAAAAAAUGUAAUAAAAUGGCAGCGUUAAAUCUAACAGUGGUUAUAUUAAAUGUAAAUAAAUUAAAUACUCCAGUUAAAAGAGGCAGACGUUCGGGGUGUAUUUAAAAGCCACCGUCACAAAUGGUCUUCCCACUGCCCUGUUCGCAUGCUCAGCCCCUAACAGCACUGACUUUGGCACUACUCACCUCGGGCAGCCCUGAGCCUCCCAAGGCUGAGCACCGCUCUUUGAGCAGCUACCACACUGCGUCCUUCGGCCGGGAAGAGGCUGCGUUCCUGCGCGAAGCACGUCGGCCGCGAACGCCUCUGGGAAAUGUAUUCCGGGCUACGAGCCCAGAAACAUGGCGGAACCGGUUGCGGGGAGGUUGCUUGAAUCCUCUCAGCUGUCCCCCUGACCUAGUUGCUGGCACAAGCUGCGCCCGGAGACGUGGGAGCGUUCUCUUGUUUUCCGAGUGCACAGACUCAUCGGGUCACAAUUUAUGCUUUUGUGACGCGGACUUGCCAUUUCUAAGCCAUCAGUGAUUUCCCUAUUGCAACAAGGGAAUGAACCCUGGAUGGCUGGGAAAGCAGGAUGGUAUCCAGAUAUGCUGUCUAGGUAUGACACCAAGGAGUUACCUCUUAAGAAUGGCACUUUUGAAAAAGAAUCGUUAAAAUGGAAAAUAAUAGAAAGAGUCAGAAGUUCUUGCCUCAAGGAAUCUUGUUUUGGAAAUGAUUGGAAAUGCAAAGGACUCUUUAAGAGACAACAGGAAACUAAAGAGGAAUAUUUCAGGCAUAUAACUGUGCCAUUUGAAAAAAUAUUAUCUGAAUUCAUCCAGCCUACAUCUUUUCUUCUAAAUCAAAUAAUUCAUACUGGAAAGAAACUCUAUGAACAUAAAAAAUGUGAAAAUCUUACUCAACAGGGAAGAAUUUGUAUCAUUGACAAGCUUGAUGAAAUGUGUGGCAAUGCCUCUGUAUUUUACACAAAUCAUAUGAAACAUCAAAUUUUACUGCAAAGAAAUGCAAUGUAUUUAAACAAUGUGGCAAAGACUGCUUGUAACUUUCAACUAGCUCAAUAUCAAAUAAGUCAUGCUAAUCAGAAACCCUAUGAAUGUCAGAUAUGUGGAAAGCCCAUAAGAAAGCGUGCCCACCUUACCCAACAUAAUCAAAUUCACACUGGUGAGAAACCAUAUGAAUGCAAAGAAUGUGGGAAAGCGUUAUGUUGUUCAACAUUGAUUCAACAUAAGAGAACUCAUACUAAUGGGAAACCCUAUGAAUAUCUGGAAUGUAGAAAGAUGUUUAGGUGGAGUGCACAUCUUAUUCGACAUCAAAGAAUUCAUACUGGUGAGAGACCUUAUACACGUAAGCAAUGUUGGAAGGCCUUUGCUUCUGUUUCUGAUUUAAUAGAUAUCAGAAAAUUCACACUGGUGAGAGACUUUACGAAUGUAAAGAAUGUGGGAAGGCAUUUAACAAUUGCUCAACUUUUAUUCAGCAUCAGAGAAUUCACACUGGUGAGAAGCCCUUUGAAUGUAAGGACUGUGGCAAAGCAUUCAAUAAUUGCUCAACACUUACUCAACGUCAGAGAACUCAUACUAAUGAGAAAUCUUAUGAAUGUCAGGAAUGUAAAAAGGCUUUUAGGCAAAGUGCACAUCUUACUCAACAUCAAAGAACUCAUACUGGUGAGAAACCUGAGUGUGAGGAACGUGGGAGGGCUUUCACUUGUGCUUCUGACUUUAACAGACAUCAGAGAAUUCACACUGUUGAAAAAUCCUAUGAAUGUAAAGAAUGUGGUAAAGCCUUUAAUAAUUGCUCAGCUCUUAUUCAACACCAGAGAAUUCACACUGGUGAGAAGCCUUAUGAAUGUAAGCAGUGUGGGAAAGCUUUUAUAUCCUGUUCAACACUUGUUCAACAUCAGAGAACACAUACUAAUGAAAAACCUUAUAAAUGUUAGGAAUGCAAGGCCUUCAAGCAGAGUGCACAUCUAAUGAGACACCAGAGAAUUCACAGUGGGGAGAAACCCUAUGAAUGUAAUGAAUGUGGGAAUGCCUUCAUUUGUUUUUCUGAUUUUAACAAACAUCAGAGAAUUCACAAAGGAGAGAAACCCUAUCAGUGUAAAGAAUGUAGGAAGGUUUUUAAUAAUUAUCUAACUCUUACUUAACAUCAAAGAAUUCAUACCAGUGUGAAGCCCUAUGAAUGUAAGGAAUGUUGAAGGACCUUUACUUGGCUUUCAAAUUUGAAUAAACAUCAGAGGCCAGGCGCGGUGGCUCACACCUGUAAUCCCAGCACUUUGGGAGGUCGAGGUGGGCAGAUCAUGAGGUCAGGAGAUCG
This is a messenger RNA of Chlorocebus sabaeus (green monkey), 2342 nucleotides long. RefSeq lists its product as uncharacterized. Lineage: Eukaryota; Metazoa; Chordata; Mammalia; Primates; Cercopithecidae. The record is from RefSeq and is a predicted model, not a curated record.